Messenger RNA from Lemur catta (Ring-tailed lemur), 761 nucleotides. RefSeq names its product lipocalin 12 (gene LCN12). The transcript has 7 exons. Gene Ontology annotation, molecular function: small molecule binding. Lineage: Eukaryota; Metazoa; Chordata; Mammalia; Primates; Lemuridae. The record is from RefSeq and is a predicted model, not a curated record. Bases 99 to 677 code for a protein of 192 amino acids.
CUGGGAGGAGACGUUCUGUGGAGGGGGAGGCCGGGGGCAGGGAGCCAAGGGGGUGCAGAGCCGGGCACUCGGGGUCCACAGGCCAGGCGGUGGCCAGGAUGGGGCCUUGGUGCGCACCGUGGCUGCUGCUCACACUGCCGGACGUCCUGUGGGGCCAGACCCAGAGCUCCCAGCCAGUGCAGCCCGGGAUGCAGAGCUUCCAAGGAGACCAGUUCCAGGGGGAGUGGUUCGUCCUCGGGCUGGCGAGCAACACCUUCAGGAAGGAGCACAGGGCGCUGCUGGUCCCCUUCACCACGACUUUCGAGCUGACUGCCCGGGGCCACUUUACGGUGUCGAACGCCAUGACCCGGGGCCCGCGCUGCGACACUUGGUCUUAUGUGAUGAUACCGGAGGCCCAGCCGGGGCAGUUCGUGGUGGACCACAGAAGGGGACCAGGGUCCGACAGAGAGGAGAUCCGGGUGGUGGACAGUGACUACACCAGCUUCGCCCUUCUGCUGUCCCGCAGGCCCGCGGGCAGCCUGACGGUCGUCAGAGUCAGCCUGCUGUGCAGGAACUGGAUGCUGCCACCCGGGACCAUCGACAAGUUCAUCUGCCUGGGCCGGACCCAGGGCUUCUCGGAGAACAACAUCGCCUUCCCAGACCUGGCCGAGUGGCUGCCCGAGGGGGGCAUGUGUUGACGGGCAGAGUGGCCCCGCCCUGGCCGCCGGCCUUGCAGCCUGGAACCCCACUGGCAGGAGAAUAAACACUGGUCAUGGAGUCCA